AUGUUUUGUUUUGAACAGGAGACAUUUAAUACCGAUUUCCCCACUGUUGGCGAGAAAACAUUUGAACUGAUUGACGAUUUACCAGUCAGAAGAGUAAGAAUCGUGGUCCUCAACUACACCGGAGAGCCAUGCUUCAGAUUUGAACUGCUGGGAUGUAACGCUACCGAGAGUUUGGUGCCUGUUGGUAUAUCUGACCCUGUACUGACCUUCAACUAUGCAUCCAUGGAUGACCUCAGUCUGACCUGUACGAUACAGGAUUUACCUACCAGGGGGAUCCAGUAUUACCUGACGUGGUGGAAAGAUGGGGAGGGGAACCUUACCUCUGAGUAUGUGGACCAGGAUAUGUCCAGUGUCCUCGACGUCAAAGCCAGUGAACUUGUGAAUGACUUCAGGAUCUUCAAAUACCAGUGUUUUAUAGAGCCAUGCUACAAGGAAACCUGCUCAUUAGUACGAGGAAUGAAGAAAUCCAGUAAUUUCUUCCAGGCAGAAAUUCAGCUGUUGAGUGAAGACAGUCUGAGUGUGGUGGAGAAUGGACCCCCUGCUUUAAUCCAGUUCAAGUCUACUGUGCCACCAUCAGUGUUUUGUCAGGGCGUGAAUGCAGACCCAGCCUGUCUUCUUACUGUCAAGGUUAAAUCUCAAAAUGAGGCGACAUGCUUAGGAGGCACUGAAUUGCCACAAGUCGUGUUUCCUGAGUCAGCCAGCAGUCAGGAGUCCUGCUUUGUCACUGUGACACAAGACAACUGGAAUACAGUUCAUGAUAUUUCAGUCGUUGGGAGCAUCGAUGGCAUAAUAGAUGGCAAUAGGCAAACAACAGUAUCCCUGGAAACCAGAGCCAACCAAAAACUCCUGCUAACACUGGGUUUGGAUAUACAAGUUUCUGUGGAAGACAAGGAUACCGCUGCGGUGUGUAGCUCCCUGGCUGGUCCUCAUCUGACAACAUUUGAUGGAGUCAAAUAUGACAACCAAAACGAAGGAGAAUUUGUUUUUUACAAACACGACACACUGCCACUAGAAAUCCAUAUGUUUUACCGACGCUGCGGACAAAAUGACUUUAACUGUAACUGCGGCGUUAGUGUACUGGUAGACAAUGAUGUGCUGGUCAUCGAUAGAUGUGGUGCUGAAAGAGGCUCUGAUCCCACUUACCCUGUAAAAACACAGAUGUAUGUUAAUGGUGGGAUGGCGUCGUCAUUCCGUGUUGCUAGUGUGGAUUCUGGACGGGAAUUUCAUGUAUACCUGCCGACAGGUGGAGAGCUGGUCGUCCAGCCGAGCUACAAGGGCAACUUGAAUGUGUGGUUUUACCCUUCACUGCUCGACUUCAACAAUACCAGUGGUCUCUGUGGAGUCUUCGAUGAACAAGAUGUGAACGACUUUCAGCACAGUGACAAUGCAUCCUCAGUCAUUGGUGACAAGUACCCAGUCCUGUUCACCCUGUCCUGGAGGUAUACUACAUUAUAA
Molecule: messenger RNA, 1455 nt
Organism: Pecten maximus
Lineage: Eukaryota; Metazoa; Mollusca; Bivalvia; Pectinida; Pectinidae
Product: von Willebrand factor D and EGF domain-containing protein-like
Exons: 10
Coding region: 1-1455 (484 amino acids)
Source: RefSeq, a predicted model, not a curated record